Molecule: messenger RNA, 2442 nt
Organism: Phymastichus coffea
Lineage: Eukaryota; Metazoa; Arthropoda; Insecta; Hymenoptera; Eulophidae
Product: eukaryotic translation initiation factor 4E type 3-like
Exons: 6
Coding region: 85-726 (213 amino acids)
Biological process (GO): translational initiation
Cellular component (GO): eukaryotic translation initiation factor 4F complex
Molecular function (GO): RNA 7-methylguanosine cap binding; translation initiation factor activity
Source: RefSeq, a predicted model, not a curated record
AGUACGUAAUAAGCGUGUAAGUGAAUCAAGCUCGAACUGCGUAUAAAGCGAGACGGCUAUCAAGCUCUCAGAUUUGGCUGCAACAUGGCUACGACGGAGUGCAAAACGAAAGAAAAUUCAUGUGCGGAAAUACUGUCGAAAUCACCAGUUUUUAGCAGUGAGGUAGUCAACAAUAUCAAAGAGCAUGAUCAAGUCGGUAUACCUCUUCAAACUCCAUGGACUUUUUGGCUAGAUAAAGCAAUUUCCGGAACUACCACUGAAGAGUACAAGGCAAAUUUGAAAAAGAUUUAUACAAUUAGUACAGUGCAAAGCUUUUGGGCUGUUUUCAAUCACAUCCCAAAUGCUAAUGAAAUGCAGAUCCGAUAUAGUUAUCACCUGAUGAGAGACGACCGAUACCCAUUGUGGGAAGAACCUAUUAAUCAGAAAGGCGGUACAUGGCGUUUCAAAUGCCAUAAAAGUGACACGGCGACUGUCUGGAAGGAAGUCAUUCUUGCAGCAAUUGGUGAACAAUUUAGUGACAGCUUAGCUGAAGGUGAUGAAAUAUGUGGCGUCAGCGUAUCGAUUCGCGACCGAGACGAUCUCGUCCAGGUGUGGAAUGUUAAUGCUUCACUGGCGAUGAAAGCUUCUAUUGUAGAAAAGGUUCAUAGCCUUGUACCUGAAAUAACAUUUUUAGCAGAAUUUUAUAAACCUCAUCAAUCACACCAUGCAUAUAACCGGCAUCGCUGAGUGCUGUUUUAUACAAAAAUUGCUUGUUAUGCAGCUAAGUUAAUCGAAUAUUACAACAAUAUUUUCUAAAGCAAUGAAUGCCAAAACUUAACUACAAAUUAAUGUUCUCGUAAUCAUCAAAUACUUUUACUGUUUUAUUUUUUAGUUUUAUAUUACCAUAUAAUAUUUGUUAUUAAGUGUAAAAAUUGUCGAAGUAUAUUUUUAUAUUUACAAAACUGUUUUGACUACUAUAUAAAGCCUCAUUUGUGGAUAAAUAUAGCGUUUUAUCGAACAUCCUAGUUAUUGUAUAAAUAUACUUUAAUUAUCAAAGUAAACUUCAUACCAAUUUGAAAAAAAAAUAGUUUUAGAAGUAACUAAUAUAAAACCUUGUGAAAAAUAAUAUAGUCGCGCACAAUUCGACGCAAAUAUUUGUAUCAAUGCAUACGAAGAGCUCAUUAAUUGUGACCAUGAAAUCGAAAAAGAUUAUCAUAGACUUACGUCUGGCGCCAACAGCAUGUUAAGCGAGAAUUUCGUUUAUUAAUUAACCGGUCGUACAAGCACAAACUCCAAGUCGAAUUUCCGAAACUAAGAUAUGUUUGAUUGGUAAAGCGAUUUCGUGACGUUACAAAGCUGGAAUGCAAUAUAACACUGAAAAACAGCUUUAUGAUCAUAAGCUAUCUGUCAACUUGUAACACGUGCUUUUUCGAAUAAUUGGUAAACAAAUUAUGAGAACCAAACAUGAGCACAUAUAUAUAUAUAUAUUAAUCAUAUGAUCAUAUAGGGCUUUUUAUCAAAAUUUCCGUAAGCUUAGAGUAAUAAAUUAUAGUCAUCGAUAUUAUUGAUAUUAUUUUGUUUCUUAUAAAAUAUUGCAGUGCUUUUCUAUACCGGCAAAGCAUUAGUAAGAAUUCGUCAUCGUUUGAGAACGUAAAAAUUGGCAAAAAUCAAAGUGAUGAAAAUGUGUGAAAAGAUUAGCAGCAUUGCAAAUGGCAUGUAAAUGUAAUAAAUAGUUGUCUAAAAAAGAGGAUAAAAAAGGAUUAUACGAUAUUUUUUAAGGUAUAAUAGCGACGCAAAGAUGAGGAAAUGAUUUACAUAAGCAGUUUGAUGUUCGAUCAACCAGACCGGAGAUUCCCUCGAGUGAAUGUACUACGCAUCGUCGCUAUACACAGGAGAUAUUUUACUUUCAAUUAUGUAUUCUUGACAUUUAUAAAAUUGCUUUUACUACUACUUGAAGCGAAAUAGCGAAUAGUCACAAGAGCUCGUUAUCGAGUUUAUGGGAAUGACCAUCAUGAGCUUUAUGUAUACAAGUUGUUUAUUAAUUAUUCAAAGUGUCCCGACGUGGCGGCACAAGAGAAUUGCUAAGUCUUCAAUGCUCGGCAAGAAAUUAAUCUUGGCUGCUGACAGAUGCCCGAAAGCAGGAUGGCGCCGAAGCGACGUUUUUACGGCUGUUCUGGUCCCAAUAUUGACGUCAUAGAGGCCGCGCGGAGAGCGCUGGCCGAAAUCCGUGGAAAUCAAAACAAAUUUUUAAUUCAGGAAUCUUGUAUCCGUUAAAGUUGCUCCUAAAUUAUAUUCGCGCGAACUUGCUUCUACACCUUGGCGCGCUCUUCUCGUGUCCGCGUCGUCGACAAAUUGAAAUACAUUUUUUGCCAUCUGACGCUAUGGGCAUACCCCCGCAAAAAAAAAUACAUCCUCUUUCACAAUGUUAUACUUGAUUCGUGUAAUUUAAUUGAUAAUAUAUUG